Molecule: messenger RNA, 1230 nt
Organism: Maniola jurtina (meadow brown)
Lineage: Eukaryota; Metazoa; Arthropoda; Insecta; Lepidoptera; Nymphalidae
Product: zinc finger protein-like 1 homolog
Exons: 6
Coding region: 148-1095 (315 amino acids)
Cellular component (GO): Golgi apparatus
Source: RefSeq, a predicted model, not a curated record
AAAUGACAUUUUACGUGGCUGACAGAUUGACAACAAGGGCCGAAUACCAAAUACCUUAUACCAUAUAAAAUAUUGAAUCUUAUUUUAAAUAAUUAAUUACUACUUAAAUUUAUAUUAAUUCAUGUAAUUUCAAAGUCCAGAUUUAUAAUGGGUCUCUGCAAAUGUCCAAAACGAAGGGUGACGAAUCAAUUUUGUUUCGAACACCGUGUAAAUGUUUGUGAAUAUUGUAUGGUCACAAACCAUCCAAAGUGCAUCAUACAGUCAUACCUUCAAUGGUUGCAAGACAGUGAUUAUAAUCCCAUUUGUGAAAUAUGUACAAAAACUCUAUCAGAAGGCGAAUGUAUUCGACUCACUUGUUACCAUGUAUUUCAUUGGGAGUGUGCAGAACAAAAAUAUCGAGCCUUGCCCCGCACUACUGCGCCUGCAGGCUACCAGUGUCCUUCCUGCGCCACUCCAGUGUUUCCGCCACAAAACCUUGUGUCCCCUGUGGCUGAUGUGCUCAGGGAAAAGCUGGCCGGCGUCAACUGGGCCAGAGCGGGUCUUGGCCUGCCUUUGCUUUCAGAGGACCAAGACUUAAAAGGUGCAGCAGGCAGGCGCAGCCAAUCGCCGAACCAAUCACAGUUCUUUGCAAACUCAAUUGAUCAGCAGAGAGGCACUCCAGUCGGAGCCAGUGACGAUGAGUCUACCAACCGGUCUGCAAGUAGCACUCCACAUUCCAUUGUACAAAUUCCAGACGAGCCUGUCAAUAUUUAUGAUGGUACUUCUGUCAAAAGGAGUGAUGCUUUGCAAGGUGGUCAAGCACCAAGAAAAGGAUUCAAAUCGUUGGAUCAAAAACCAUUAAUAAACUAUGACCAUGAUGAGAAUAAAUAUAAACAGAAAUCAACCUUUGCAUGGAUCAGCAGAUGGUGGAAAAAUACCCUGCCUUCAUCCCGCGUGAGAAGAGCUGGUGGCAUUUAUAGACGAUACUGGAUUAUGCUCUUUGUGCUUAUUGCCAUUCUUGUAGUAUUAUUCCUAUUGAGUCAUAGAGACGUUGAUGAUGAUAACCCAUUUGGUUCCAUACAAGAUGAUGAUAGAAGGAUAUUACAGAAAAAUUGAUUGACCAUUAAUUACAUUAUUUAUAUAAUAUUUAUGCUAAUAAUAUAUAACUUCAUCAAAUCAAGCAAUUUUUAGUGAUAUAAUUAUAAUUCAUGUCUACUGUUUAGUUAUAAAUAAAAUAAUUAAGUAACAUUU